Molecule: messenger RNA, 6678 nt
Organism: Ixodes scapularis (black-legged tick)
Lineage: Eukaryota; Metazoa; Arthropoda; Arachnida; Ixodida; Ixodidae
Product: rho GTPase-activating protein 100F
Exons: 12
Coding region: 1-3300 (1099 amino acids)
Biological process (GO): signal transduction
Molecular function (GO): protein binding
Source: RefSeq, a predicted model, not a curated record
AUGAACCACCCGCCUGGACGCCCGCCGCCCCGCCUAGGAGAAAAGGUCAAGCAUAUCAUUGCCGCCAGGAUGCUCUGCUGCGGUCGCAAAAAGGAGAACCACGAGGGCGACCUGGUGGUGUGCGUGGAAGGCGGCAGCGAGACGUGGGGUCCUCGCGUGGGCGUCGGAGGGCGACCGAGGCUGGCACCGGGCGCCCCGGCGCCCGAGAUGGUGCUCCAGGGGGACUUCCGCAAGGUCAGCGGCAUCUCCAGCGACGUCUUCCGCCAGAUCGAAGCCGUCGAGCGGGAGUUCGACGCCACCACGGCCGCGCACCUCGAAGCCGUGCAGAAGCGGGGCGAGAUGGUCGUGCGCCUCCUGGACCCCAGAGCCCUGGGCCGCGCGGGCGCCCAGGCCGCCAGACGCUACGCACAGGGCGGAACGGCCUUCGUCGAGAUCGUCAAGCGUCCAGGACAGACCCUGGGCCUGUACAUCCGAGAGGGCGACGGCAUCCGGACGCAGGAAGGGGUCUUCAUCUCGAGGAUCGCCCUGGAGAGCGCCGUCUACCACUCCGGGCUGCUCCGCGUCGGAGACGAGAUCCUGGCCGUGAACCUCGUGGACGUCCGCAACAUGAGCCUGGACGACGUGGUCAUCAUCAUGUCUAUCCCGCGGAGGCUCGUCCUGGCCGUGCGGUCCAAAGGCGCGGCGCGGGGGCUGCCACCGCUGCCACCAUCGGCGGACAAGCAGCGUCCGCCCGUGGUCAUCGUCAAAAGGGGCGUGCAGGAGGCCGACGAGGAGCUGCAGUGGGCGGCCCAGGAGAAGCCCCGCUACGCGAGCCCCGUCCGCAGGCAACCCGAGCCGUGCGGGCCACCGCACCGCUACCCGAGGACGCUCGAAGGGCUCGCCGAACAAGUGCACGCCUUCCGGGGAAGCCCACGUCUCGAGAGCUCUUCUGAAGCACGCAACAGAUACUGGCAGGAGCACGACCGGGGCAUGACGGCGAGGCGGCUCCUCCGCACCGAGAGCGAGCAGCGGCUCAUGCAGCCGGACCUGCUGGGCGGAACCGGGCGGUACUACUCUCUGCGGCCCUCGGCGGGCUCCAUGCACCGCCAGAUGCACCCGCAGCAACCGGGAGGCAUCCUGCGCCGACGCUCCCUCAUGGAGAGCUGUUCCGACACGGAGGUGCAGUCCGGCCGGCGGCCCCUUCAGGGUCCCCUGAUGGGGCCCGGCACGCUGGGGCCCGGCGUGGGGCCCCCGGGGGGCCGCUCGCUGUCCGGCCGCUCCAACUCCCUGCCGCGGGGCGUGGCUCUCGGGGUGCUGGACCCCCGGAGGGGCUUCCGGCACGGGGUUCGCUUCGAGCGUGCCGCUUACGACUCCCAGGAGGACAGCGACGGGGCGCUCUCGGCGCCCGAGCUCCCCGCCCAGGGGAGGCCCCGGAGACCCAAAGUUCGUCCGACGUCGGUGCCCGUUCCCGCUGCAGGGUCUCCGUGCGGCAGCGUCCUGACCGGAGGCCCACUGCCCGGCGUGUUCUCGUCGGCUGAGUACCGGGCCUGGAUGCGCCGAGCCCCGUCCACCUCGGCCCUGUACGAGCGCGUCGGGAGGCUCACGCCCCAGGGUGCAACGCUGGGCGGCACGGCCUCGCUGCCGCGUCGCCCAUUGCCCAGGGUCGCCCACAGCGCCGAGAGCUUGCUCGACUCCCUUAGACAGGAGCAACACCAGCACCGGAUGGAGAUGCAGCAGCAACAGCAGCACCACCACCGCGGCAUGAUGCCCAUGUCUGCGAGCGGCCUGCUGCCAGGGGCGGGGGGCUGGCACCCGGCUCUGGAGAUGGGCGCGGCCGCAACCCUGCGUCCCAUGGGCCGCUCGUCGUCGCUGCUUUUCCCGCGCCCGCUGCGGCUGCCGCACGCCCUUAGCCUCGACUACGUGUGCGCCGAGGACAGAGCCCUGUGUCUCAACCCUAGGGAGUUUCUCAAGUACAGGCCGGAGAAGGAGUCGGAGUCGGUGCUGGCGGGGGGCUUCAGCGGGCUGCUGUGGCUCCACCUGCUGGGCGCCCGGGGCCUCCGCGGCCAGGGCCCCAGGGACUUGUACUGCGUCAUCGAGACGGACCGGGCCCACAAAGCGCGCACCGUCGUCCGCUCGGGAGACCACAGCUUCGACUGGGACGAGGUGUUCGAGCUGGACCUCGUGGACAACCGCACGGUGGCGUUCCUGCUGUACAGCUGGGACCCCCAGUCUCGCCACAAGUUGUGCUACAAGGGCACGGUGCAGCUGCUGUCGGCGCUGCGCGAGGCGCCCGCACACAGCCUGGCCCUGCGGCUGGAGCCCCGCGGGGCGCUGUACCUCAAGCUCCGCUACAGGGACCCCCGCCACACCUUCCAGCGGAGCCCCAACUACGCCGGGGGCAUGUUCGGGGCGCCCCUCGACGCCCUCGUGGCCCGGGAGAAGGGCCCCGUGCCGCUCAUCGUGCAGCGAUGUGUGCAGCAGGUGGAGGCCCGCGGUCUAGACAUCGUGGGCAUUUACCGGCUGUGCGGCUCGGCCGUGCGCAAGCGGAUGCUGCGCGAGGCCAUUGAACGAAGCUGCGCCACGGGCGCCUGGAAGGUGGACCUGUCGGCCGAGCAGGUGCCGGACAUCAACGUGGUCACCAGUCUGCUGAAAGAUUACCUCCGCGAGCUCCCCGAGCCGCUGUUCACCAAGGGCCUGUUCGACAUGCUGGUGGACGGCCUGAGCGUGUGCCUGCCAGACGAUCCGGACGGCAAUGCCAAGCUUAUGCUUAGCAUCCUAGACUGCCUGCCCAAGGUCAAUCGGUGCACGGCGCUGUUCCUGCUGGACCACCUGAAGCUGGUGAGCAGCCGCAGUGACCGCAACAAGAUGGGUUCCCUCGCCCUUGCCCAAUGCUUCGGCCCCGUGGUGGUGUGCCACGCCGAGAGCGGCGCUCCUGUCGCCGACCUCCGGAGGCCCAUCGAGGUGUUCGCCUACCUGCUCGACAUCUGGCCACUCAACAGGGCCGCAUUCGUGAUGCCCAGCGCCUCGGACCUGAGCCAGGGCCUCGGUCCCGGGGCAUCGGCGGUACCGGGAGGCGCCUCCAUGUCGCUGCUCUCUUCCGGGGCGGACAAGAUGGGCUCUGGGGCCUUGUCGUCCUCUCCGUCGGCAUCGUGCGUCGUGGGCACGGCUUCCGCGGGGACGGCGGUGUCCUCGGCGGCGCCGACGUCGACACCUUCGACGGCAUCUUCGGUGGUCACGUCGGCCGCAUCGACCGUGGCGGAGCAGGGCGACUCCAAGCACUGGCCGAGCCAGAGAUCAUCACUGCCAGAAUCCGCCUGUUGACCCCGUGCUACUCCUUUCACCCCAGAAUGACAUCCUUCCCCUUCGCGUCCCGAUGAAUGCCCCCGUAGCCGGACAACCGCCGCCUAGACGUCGUUACUGUUACGCGCUGAAACGGUCUUCACCUCCGCGGGUGAAGCAGAAGUGCUGCUUCCAGCGCUGACGUCUUUCUUGGCUGUCUGGUAACUUGGCGUCGACCCAGCACGAAAGAUAGUGCUCUUAGUGUACACUUAAGCCGCAGUCAUACUGCUUGUACAUCAUGCAAAAUACACCUGCAGACAUACCUCAAGCGUAUUCGAAGCGCCUUUGCUUCGUACACGCGUACGCUUCGACCGUGUCUACAGACAGCUUGUGUAUGGCCGACGGGACGUUAAACCGGAAAGAAACCCGUCUCAAACAACGCCUGCAAACUGUCUUUUGUGUGUUAUAUUCGCAGUGCGAGUGCUGCUCUAGACCACCAAAAGCACUCUUUCUUGUUGUAUAAUCUUACCGACAUGCAAAAGGUGUGGACCCUGGUAGAAGUGCUCCGGGCGCAGAAGAGGCGGCACUUUUCUCCGGUGGUGGUGGACGCACGUUUGCUCACGCAGCGUCGUAAGGGAGCGGAUAUGCCCCACGGGACACACUCAUUCGUGUCAAUUGUGCAAGUUAAAAGACAAAAAAAUAAUACGGGAGAAUAGUCCUACCGCAACGGCUGAAACCCCAGACACACAAAAUCAGCCAUUUCAAAGCAAGCCGACUUCUAGAUGUAUAUGUACCAUAAGUUUUGUCUCGCUUAAUGGCACCAUAACAUAAGCCUGUCAUGCUAUACGCGUGUGCCCUACCUCGAGAUAUCGGGCCAUUCAGCACCGCGAACUUACGUGUGUUCUGAAAGGAAUUGAUUGAAUACCUUUCCUAUAAAGGGUGUAAUUAGGCGGAGACAAGGGCUCCACAAACGGCUUGGUGUGCGAAUUCAACGACGCAGAAAUUACGGUACGAGCUGGUCGGUCGGCGUUCCGUUAUCUUCAAAAUCAAGCGCGCAGGACAAGAAGAAGAAACAUCUGUCGUGGCCUUCCGACGGAUGCUUAGCCGAGAUACUUGACCGAUGAAAACUUGGCACACGAGGAAAACAGAAAUCAGUCGGUUACGUUCCGUGCGUUUGCUUUGGGAGGAUGCUUCCGUUCGCCAGUAUUUGAGCUGCUGUGCCAUUGGCGGAGCUUCUGAAACUUUAGGUAUUAAGCGCCUAGAAGGCUCGUUUCGGUACCUUUUUUUUUUUUUUUCUUCUAUUAGGUGAGCGUAAAUUGACACGUGGGGCGGUGCACGGCUAGCGGCGGUUGUCUGGUUACCACUUCCCGUCAAAAUAUUUGCUUCGCCGUUUGGUUUUCUUAUAUCGCACGCUUGUCACCAGUGGGUUCUUUCACACCCUUCUAGGUUUUCUUGGGCCUCGAUUUGCGUCUCAUGUUUUCCCGAGAUAUCCCGUUCUUCGUGGAUCCCGCCUUGAAGAUCCCCUCUGCCUAUCGGGCCCAUCCCUGUUUUUGGUUACGACGCGCGCGACUCCCCUUCGACAACUGGUGAGCGUUUCUUUUAGGGUGCUCCCUGCGGCAGCGCUCGGCAUUUCGUACUUGGUUCUAGAACAAAAACGGGAAUACAGCAGCUUGCAGAAAGACCUAAAGGAGGAAGCUUGAGAUUGUGUUUUCUCAGCGUCUUCCCCCGAGCGUAUACCAGACGCUCGUCGAGAUGCUCAGAGUUGUGGUGAUGUUCCCCGCAUCUCGCCGACUGUGUCUAAUUUAAGGAGGUUGAUAAUAAAUUGAAUGUAAGCCAAAGAAAGCGUGUUUAAAAGAAAAAAAAACUAUCAAAUGUUGAUUACUAUUGUAACGUACGCUUCAUCGUCGUAAUGCGCAGUAUGUCUCGAAGAGGGAAAAAAAAAUGGCUAUGCAGGGAGCACACUAAGCAAGCUAAAAGGCUCGACCGCAAUACCGGUGGAAUUUUUUUUUUUUUUCUUAUUCGUCGCUAAUACGUUCGGAUCGCAACGAUUCACUGGUCGUUCGCAUUUAAUCUCGCCACUUACCCGACAAGCACCGAAAGGUAACGAGCAAAAAACAAACAAAGUUCGUAUUGCACAGACCCACACCAAACCUCCCGAAAUGUGCAGCUGUACUAUCAUGUAGCUUACAUAUUUGUCCUCCCUAAAUCGACUCGAAUAAGAUGCGAGCGGCCGGCGAUGUUGGAAUGCCCUCCCUGCAAUCGGCGCGAUUAAAACUACAGCUCACGCCUCUUCCCUCUCCCCACCAAAAGGAGCAAGAAGUGGGGAAGAUAAGGAAUGCAAAAUUCGUUCUUGUAGAACUUCCUCCAGCUUUUUUUUUUUUUUAAUCUUAUCAAGAAAGAGAUAAAGAAAGUUAACGCAACAAAAAGGCGGGGUGAGAGGCAUAAAAAAAAAGUAUUUAAUUAUAGGACGAAGAAAGGCGUCUUCUUAACGGGUUGCAGUAUAUACUACGGUUGUGACUUGGGUGGACGUUACGGAACCACGGUAUUUUUUUUUUUUUUUUUCUUUUUUUGAGGCUGGAACGAUUGCUCGCGUUUUCUCCCGAAAACACGACGCAUUGAUCCGUGGAGCGAGUACACGCAUCAUCGGAUACACGACCCGCUACGACAGUUCUUGUUUCAAACGCGCGUGCACAACGUUGCGUGUGCGUCUCUCCCUUACCGCAGUGUUCGUUGAGAAGGUCUCUCAUUUGUCUUUUUGUAUUAUUGCCACUACUUCAGGAAACGGGCCCCCGGGCAGUCAACGUGUGGGCUGAGCCCGUUCGGUUUACCGCGAACGGAUUUUGCAUCGCCAACCGCCGCACUUGAGCGGCGUGGACUUUUUUUUUUUUUUUCUUUGGCGGUGUUUUCGAAGGAGGGCUUCUUGGAAUGGCAAGGUAUACAACAGACCCGUCGAAGAAAGUAGCUCGUUUUUUUUUUUCGCGACGUUUGGACGACGAUGUCUCCUUUUCCCCCCUCCCAGUUCUCCCCGGUUGGUAUACGUCGCGCUUCUUGGCUCCGCGCGUCCCGCGACGGUCCCCCGGCGACUUGUUAGCUCCUUUUUUAAGUGGCAAUUGUGAUUUUAUAUCGAGGCGACGCGGUUCCGUUGCACGCGCCGCGAACCGUCGCCGAGCACCUUGCCGUGCCGUCGGCGUUUCUCGGGAUGCGCGUGCAAUGCGGCCGCGGCGCCCGCGAAAGCAUGUUAUGAACCAAUACAUUCCGUGAGUGAAUGAUGUUGAAACGAGUGUACACCUACCACUCUACCGAGGCGUAUACGCGAAACAAUAAACUCCGAUCUGGUUCUCUCUCACACAUUCCUAAUUAUAGCGUGGAGUGUAUACCUGUUUGAUUGAUCGCAAGAAAUAAAUCAGUUUGAAAAUGUCA